GGUAACCUUCACUCUAAGAGGGGUCCUCACAUUUCAAUAACAAAUCUUCAUCGAGUUAAAAUACAUGUCACCAAGUUCAACCACUUCAGUGCUUAUAUCCGAUUCCUUUAAUUAUUCCUAGAUAAUUACCUUUUAUUAUUGCUUGGCUUAGGUCCGUCUUGAACCGAUUCUCUUGAUUAAGUCUAAGUUGGUGAAACAACAAAAUUCCGAAGAACCAGUAUAUCACCUACAAAUGGAUCCAUCCCCACCUGUUAACGAAUCAAAUUCACGUCCCAUACAAUACUAUCAAUACAAUAUACCAAUGGCAGAACAACAACCUCAACAAUAUCAACCAAUAAAUUAUCAACGAUCAAUAGUUCAUCAACAAGAACUUGUACAAAAUGAUCAUGGCUACUUCCAAAAUCAAAUUAAACAAGAUACUCAGAUAAAUCUGAUAAACCGUCCUGGAAAUAUGAAAAUCUCAACCUCAGCAUUUGAACAACCAAUGAUGCUUAAUGCAUGGUCUCAAACAAGCCAUGAAGAUUUUCCGCCACUAUCUUGCGGCCAACAAAAUAAAGAAAACGAAAUGUCACUUUUAGCUCGAAUCAAAGAACUCGAAGCAACUCUAAAAUCUCAAAAUGAUUUGAUAAUGCAAUUUCAAGAACAACAAGCACAACAAGUACAAAAGAAUAGAUCACCAUCGCCACGUCAAGAUGUUCCGAAUUCAACAACUUCAACUCCAGUGUCAACCAAACCAGAAGGAACUAGAUAUCGGAUAUUAGCUCAGGCAGAUGAUGACGUCACAAUGGAUGCACAAAUCCAGAUAGAACUUAGUGAUGACCCAGUCCCAAUGUCAAGUUUGUCGAGUAUGAAUAGCUCUGACAAUUCUGAUUCAGAUCGUUUGGAAAUUUGUGUUAGCGAUGAAAAUGAGUCCAAUCUCGAGAGACCAGAUUUGGAACAUGCUACAGUAUCUAUAGGACCUAAUGGCACAAAAAUCCCGGUUAAAGUCUAUGAAAAUAUGUCUUGGGCAUCACCUUCACUAGCAACCCGGAAACUUCUAAGCAUGGUUUUUGAUCGGGAAACUCUGGCAACCCACUCAAUGACUGGGAAGGCUUCGCCAGCGUUCAAGGACCAAGAUAAACCAAUUAAAGGGAAAUUAGAUCCCAAUGCGAUUCAAGACAUUAUAUUUAUUGUGUCAAGGAAGUGUGGUGUCUCGCCAAAGGAAAUUCGAUCAGCUAUUACAACCAAAUGUGCUGACGAAAACAAAAUGUGCAAAUUAAAAGCUUUAAAGAAAUUGGAAACAUCAAAUGCAACCAGAACAGCGCUAAAGGAGAUUUUGAAAAAUAAAACAAAUCGUUUAAAUGACAAUGGUUGGAUGAAGUGAAUAAGAGCUUAAUUUCAUAAAUGAUUCUAAACGCGAUACAUUUGUAUGUCAAGAUGUAAUAUGUCAUCUAGUAAAAUUGUCGAAUAAUCGGCCUAGGUUUGCCUCUAAUCGAAGUGAAGCUGAUUUUAAAUGAUAGUGAUACCAGGAACUUUCUUUCAUACUUCCAAAUUUGACUCUUGUCUUGAAAUUACUUAGCUUUAGAGGCUACCACCCAGUUUUGGAGAGAUGAAUUUUGAAUAAAGUGUUUCCGCAACCUACCAUUCAAAUUAGUUUGAUUUCGAGUAAACGCAAACCUAAAUUUACUGAUCUAAUGAUAGAAACAGCAAAACGCCCAAGUCACAAAAUAUUGGCUUAAAAAAAUGAGUACCUAGCCUUUGGGUUACUAACAAAAAAAAAACAUGUUUCAAUGAAGCAAACAAAUUUUUAUUUACAUAAG
Molecule: messenger RNA, 1799 nt
Organism: Episyrphus balteatus (marmalade hoverfly)
Lineage: Eukaryota; Metazoa; Arthropoda; Insecta; Diptera; Syrphidae
Product: protein insensitive
Exons: 2
Coding region: 233-1363 (376 amino acids)
Biological process (GO): positive regulation of neuron differentiation; negative regulation of Notch signaling pathway
Cellular component (GO): nucleus
Molecular function (GO): transcription corepressor activity; DNA binding
Source: RefSeq, a predicted model, not a curated record